AUGGUGACUGUGUAUGUAAGCACAGAGAUCGUAGUAGUGUCUGAGGAUAGGCAAACUGCUUUCAGUGCCAAAGAGUCUGAGUACAUGUCAAUAGAAGAACUGGGGGUCCCCUUACAGAAAUAUAAAUGUAAUCCUGCAAGACAAGACAUCAGACUGGCCCACGAUCUAAGUGACAUCUUGUUGAAAGGGCCUGGGGGUCUGGAAGGAUCAGAAGCCCUGGAUGCCUUGAUGACACACAGCGGGAUUGGAGAUCUGCUUCAAGCUCAGACUUCGGCCCCAUGCGUGCGAGUUGAUACAAUAGAAGUAAAAGCGAAAAAACAAUUAACAGGAAGGAAUACAAAGGCAUCGCAAGAAAAAAAGAGAUUCCGUAAAAAUAGUGACUCUGGUUCUUCAAAGACAUUCCCAAGAAAAGUUGUUAAGGAAGGUGGACCUAAAAUCACAUCAAAGAACUUUGAGAAAAGUGCCACAAAACCUGGAAAAAAGGGUGUAAAGCAGUUCAAGAAUAAGCAGCAAGGGGACAAAGCACCUAUGAAUAAAUUCCAGCAGGCAAAUAAAUUCAACAAGAAGAGAAAAUUCCAGUCAGACCGUCAAAGUGAUGACUCAGUGGCCAAGAAAUACAAAUGGGAUUAUUUCAGAAAGAAGAAGAAAGAACUGGAGCAGAGCAGGCAACUUAAUGAAACCAACUAUGACAUUGUCGCUCGGUCCAAGCAGAUCUGGGAGAUUUUAAGAAGGAAAGACUGUGACAAAGAAAAAAGAGUAAAGUUGAUGAAUGACUUACAGAAAUUGAUUCAAGGAAAAAUUAAAACUAUUGCAUUUGCACACAAUUCAACACGGGUGACCCAGUGUUACAUUCAACAUGGUGAUGAAGAACAGAGAAAACAGGCCUUCGAAGAACUGCGAAGUGAUUUGGUUGAAUUAAGUAAAGCCAAAUAUUCCAGAAAUAUUGUUAAGAAAUUUCUCAUGUAUGGAAGUAAACCAAGAUUGCAAGAGAUCAUCAGAAGCUUUAAAGGCCACGUGCGGAAGAUGCUGCGACACGCAGAAGCAUCGGCCAUCGUGGAGUACGCCUACAAUGACAAAGCCAUCCUGGAACAGAGGAACAUGCUGACAGAGGAACUCUACGGGAGCACGUUCCAGCUUUACAAGUCAGCAGAUCACCCAACUCUGGACAAGCUGUUAGAGGCAAAGCCUGGAAAAUUAGAGCUCAUUAUGGAUGAGAUGAAGCAGAUUCUAACUCCAAUGGCCCAGAAGGAAGCUGUGAUUAAGCACUCAUUGGUGCAUAAAGUAUUCUUAGACUUCUUUACCUAUGCACCCCCAAAACUCAGAUCAGAACUGAUUGAAGCCAUCCGUGAAGCAGUGAUAUACCUGGCACAUACACACGAUGGCGCUAGAGUGGCCAUGCACUGCCUGUGGCACGGUACGCCCAAGGACAGGAAAGUAAUUGUGAAAACAAUGAAGACUUAAGAAAUCCUUGAAGUUCUGCAGAAAGGGGAUGGAAAGGCGCACAGUAAGAAAGAGACAGAAAUCCGCCGACACGAGCUGUUAGAAUCCACUCCUCCAGCUUUGUUAAGCUACCUGCAAGGACAUGCCCAAGACAUGGUGCUAGAUAAGUCUGCCUGUGUGUUGGUGGCCGACAUUUUGGGAUCUGCCACCGGGGACAUCCAGCCUGCCAUGGACACCAUCGCCAGCUUGGCAGCAGCAGAAGUGCACCCCGGAGGCAGGGACGGAGAGCUUCAUGUUGCAGAACAUCCUGCAGGACAUCCAGUACUGAAGUGGUUAAUAGAACAAGAUAAAAAGAUGAAAGAAAAUGGAAGAGAAGGUUGUUUUUCAAAAACACUUGUAAAGCAUGUGAGUAUGAAGAACCUGAAGUCCUGGAUGAAUAUAAACCAAGGUACCAUUAUUCUUUCUAGCCUUCUCCAGAGUCCUGACCAGGAAGUUGCAAACAAAGUCAAAGCUGAACUGAAAAGCCUGAUUUCCACGUUGGAAAGAAACAAAAAUCCUAGCAAAGGAAUAGAAAUUUUGCUUGAAAAACUGACUGCAUAG
This is a messenger RNA of Tupaia belangeri chinensis (Chinese tree shrew), 2040 nucleotides long. RefSeq names its product pumilio homolog 3-like. The record is from RefSeq and is a predicted model, not a curated record. Gene Ontology annotation, biological process: regulation of translation. Lineage: Eukaryota; Metazoa; Chordata; Mammalia; Scandentia; Tupaiidae. Gene Ontology annotation, molecular function: mRNA binding. Gene Ontology annotation, cellular component: nucleolus.